AUGAGUGAAAAAGCAAGAGUGAUAUCUGAUUUGACGAUUUCUCAAUCGAUAUAUGAGUUAUCAAACAGCUUUUUGGAAAGUAAGCAUGAAAAGGCGCUGGAAACGCUGUUUUCAGCGAUUCGAGAAAACCAUCUAGCACCUCUUUAUCAAUAUGUCUGUGAACAUGAGGGUACGAUGUCGAAAAUUGACCAAGAUGAAUCUUUUCUCAAUCAAAUGGUACAAGAAAACAACAAGCGUAUCGAAGAAUUCGACAAAGCACAUGCAGACGCCCAAGAACUGAAUGGUGAGCAUGAAAUUCUAGAAGCUAUGAGAGGCAAGGCAUAUUAUUUUGUCGAUAUCUGUGAUAGAGUACGAGGUGUACAACUUUGUGAUGAAAUUUAUGAUCGAGCUACUUUGACAGGCAUGAAAAUUGAUGUGUUGUUCCUAAAAAUUCGCCUGGCUUAUGUCUACGCUGACAUGAAGACUGUCAGUCAAUUAUUAGAAAAGAUGAAGCCACUGAUUGAAAAGGGAGGUGAUUGGGAACGCAAGAAUCGCUUAAAGGCUUACCAAGGAAUUUACCUGAUGUCCAUUCGUGACUUUUCUGGUGCUGCUGAUUUGUUGCUUGAUUGCAUGUCUACCUUUUCUUCCACAGAGUUACUUCCUUAUUACGACGUUGUUCGCUAUGCCGUUAUUUCUGGCGCCAUUUCUUUAGACCGUGUUCAUGUAAAAUCAAAUAUCAUAGAUUCCCCUGAAGUCCUUGCCGUGCUGCCUCAAAACGAGUCCAUGUCUAGCUUAGAGGCAUGCAUUAAUAGCCUCUAUCUAUGCGAUUAUGCUGGCUUCUUCCGUACUCUUGCCGAUGUCGAGCAAAACCAUCUCAAGUGCGAUCAGUUUCUUGUCGCUCACUACCGCUACUAUGUUCGUGAAAUGAGAAGACGUGCUUACUCUCAAUUGUUGGAAUCUUAUAGUGCUCUUAGUAUCGAAUCUAUGGCUGCUGCCUUCGGCGUUUCUGUCGAAUACAUUGAUCGCGAUCUAGCUUCCUUUAUUCCUGACAAUAAAGUGAACUGUGUGAUUGACCGUGUACAUGGCGUUGUUGAAACGAAUCGUCCCGAUGAAAAGAACCGCCAAUAUCAAGAAGUUGUGAAGCAAGGAGAUGUUUUACUCAAUAAGCUUCAAAAAUACCAAGCUACUGUUAUGCGCGGUGCUUUUAAAGUCUAA
Schizosaccharomyces osmophilus is the source of this 1194-nucleotide messenger RNA. It is a transcript of the gene rpn7, whose product is annotated as 19S proteasome regulatory subunit Rpn7. Gene Ontology annotation, biological process: proteasome-mediated ubiquitin-dependent protein catabolic process. Gene Ontology annotation, cellular component: proteasome regulatory particle. The transcript has a single exon. The coding region runs from base 1 to 1194 and encodes 397 amino acids. Lineage: Eukaryota; Fungi; Ascomycota; Schizosaccharomycetes; Schizosaccharomycetales; Schizosaccharomycetaceae. The record is from RefSeq and is a predicted model, not a curated record.